GCUACUACCUCCAAGCGCGCGCCGCUGUGCAGUGUUCAGUGACAUCGAUCAGGAUCACCAGACACAGACACUGACACUGACAGCGCGCGCCGCCCGCUAUGGCGUCCCCGACCUGCCGCCUCGUGUCCCUCGUGCUCUGCCUGGGGGCGCUCGCCGUGCUCCUGGCGGCGCGGGGCGCCGACGCGGCCCGCGCCUUCUUCGUCUUCGGCGACUCCCUCGUCGACAACGGCAACAACAACUACCUCAUCACGGCGGCGCGCGCCGACUCGCCGCCCUACGGCAUCGACACGCCGGACCACCGCGCCACGGGGCGGUUCAGCAACGGCAAGAACGUGCCGGACAUUAUCAGUGAGCACCUCGGCGCGGAGCCCGUGCUGCCGUACCUGAGCCCCGAGCUCGACGGCGAGAAGAUGCUCGUCGGCGCCAACUUCGCGUCCGCCGGCGUGGGCAUCCUCAACGACACCGGAAUCCAAUUCGCCAACAUCAUCCACAUCGCCAAGCAGCUGCGCUACUUCGAGCAGUACCAGAAGCGUCUGACGGCGCUGAUCGGCGCGGACGCGGCGACCCGGCUGGUGCGCGGCGCGCUGGUGCUCAUCACGCUGGGCGGCAACGACUUCGUGAACAACUACUACCUGGUGCCCUACUCGGCGCGGUCGCGUGAGUUCUCGCUGCCGGACUACGUCUCCUACAUCCUGUCAGAGUACGCCCAGGUCCUGGAGCACAUGUACGAUCUCGGCGCCCGGCGGGUGCUGGUGCAGGGCGUCGGCCCCAUCGGGUGCGUCCCGGCCGAGCUGGCGCUGCACAGCCUAGACGGCACCUGCGACCCGGAGCUGCAGCGCGCCGCCGAGAUGUACAACCCGCGGCUCAUGUCCCUGCUGCAGGACCUCAACGCACGCCACGGCGGCGAGGUGUUCGUCGGCGUGAACAUGAAGCGGAUCCACGACGACUUCAUCGACGACCCCAAGGCGUACGGCUUCGAGACCGCCACCGAGGCGUGCUGCGGACAGGGAAGGUUCAACGGCAUGGGGCUGUGCACCAUGGUGUCCAGCCUCUGCGCCGACCGCGACAGCUACGUGUUCUGGGACGCCUUCCACCCCACGGAGCGCGCCAACCGCCUCAUCGUGCAGCAGUUCAUGUCGGGCUCUGUGGAAUACAUCGCGCCAAUGAACCUCAGCACCGUCCUCGCCAUCGACGAAGAACUCGAGAGGCAGCAGCAAAGCACAUUGCCGUGAUGUCAUGCAUGUCAUCCGCCGGCCUGAUGAUGGAUGCAGGCCUCCGGCCAUCUGCAGCAGCUAAUUCAGCUUCAUCGCCAUUUGUUGCAUAUAUGCAUGCAAUUCGAUCGCGUUCGUUCCUUGGAUAUCAUCUCGAGUUUUUGAGGGUGUGUGUGUGUGUAGAGAGAGUACUCCCUAGCUAGUCCUGGCUGCUAGUAGUAGUAGUAGCUAGUGCAAGCCAUCAUCAGUUUCUUCGAUCGGUUUCAGUCGUCGUCAAGUGCAGAGAAUCCAGAUGUGGUUUUCUGCAUGCAGGGUUUCAAAUUUAUGUCGGUGUGGUUGCAUGUACCGUGUAAGUGUGUGACAGUGACGACCAUAUCUUGUCAAUUGUCAUAUAGGACAGCUUCUUAUAAUUUAUAUAAAUUUUUCAGGGGAUUCAUAA
Messenger RNA from Sorghum bicolor (sorghum), 1650 nucleotides. RefSeq names its product GDSL esterase/lipase At5g33370. Lineage: Eukaryota; Viridiplantae; Streptophyta; Magnoliopsida; Poales; Poaceae. Gene Ontology annotation, molecular function: hydrolase activity, acting on ester bonds. The coding region runs from base 99 to 1232 and encodes 377 amino acids. The transcript is spliced from 3 exons. The record is from RefSeq and is a predicted model, not a curated record.